Molecule: messenger RNA, 3942 nt
Organism: Caenorhabditis elegans
Lineage: Eukaryota; Metazoa; Nematoda; Chromadorea; Rhabditida; Rhabditidae
Gene: akap-1
Product: KH domain-containing protein akap-1
Cellular component (GO): mitochondrion; membrane
Molecular function (GO): RNA binding; nucleic acid binding
Source: RefSeq, marked reviewed
ACUGCGUGCUUCUCCUUCAAUCAACGUUGACUUAAAAGACGGCCCUAGUGCCGUACUGUUCAUAACCAAUCAUUCCGUCACCGACGUUUUCUGCGUUUAUGGUGGCGGCGGCGGCGGCGGAUGCUUUGGCAGCCGGCGGAGACUCGUCGUCGCCAUCUGAUCUGUAUAAUAAAAUCACUGGACAACAAUCCUCCACCACCACCUCGUUAUCAUAUGCAGCAUGCGAUGUAAUCACACGUCAUCUCAUCUCAAUGCUUUUGGAAAUUUCCAAUUGGACCAACGAUCUCGCUAAGUACUUAGCUGGAAGUGAACAGUCGAGUGAUGAUGGUCACAAUGAGCGAUGCCUUCUUUUUUCGUCAAUAUUCUUUGCAAUUGACCCAUCACUUGCGCUCGCUCAAAUGUCAUCAGUUGCAUCAAAACACGCAUUGCUCAUAGCGCUCGGUGGAUUCUCCAUUGCAGCUCUUUUUGUUUGGUACAUCAAUAAAAAGGACAAAGACGGACGUAAGAAGAAGAAAGUGGGUGAUGUGAUAUCCAAUGGACUUCCAAAGACUGCAACAGCUUCUGAUGUCCAAACUGAAAAUGGAAAUGUGAAGAAAGCGAAUGGUCACGUGAAUGGAGAUGUUCAGAGCUCGAUUGGCGUCUCACAGAAACAGCAACAGAAAGAUGAGGAUGAGAAGACGCAGAAAAAGGAUGCUGUUCAGAACGAAAAACCAUCGAUCGACAAAAAACAACCAAAAUCACAAGCGCCAACUGAGAAGAAAGAGGAGAAAACUGUGGAAAUUCACACAGAAACUGAAGAGACUGAUCACGUGGCUGCAGGAGACAGUGGAGUCGUUUCUGAGCACAAGGAGCACGAUAAGAAGACGAAGCAGAAGAACGACGAACCAGUGUCGAUUGAUAAGAAGUCGGAAGAAAUUGAGGUUCCAAAGCAAGCUGGAGUAGUCAACGAGGAACCAAAAAAGCAAUCAGAGGAGACCGUUGUUGAAGAACAAUUUGUCAAGAAGGAAGAACCGAAACUGAAGUCCGCUCCAACUCCACUCCUCACAAUGCCAUCGAAAAAGAAGGUACUGGAAAACGAGCAGAUACCAGAAGAGCCGACACCCACCAAAAUGAACGACGCCACUUCACCACUUAGCCUUGAUAUUGCCGCGCAAAUGUCCCCAGCUUCAUUCUCAUGGAGCGAAGAGAUGGAAAAAAGUUUUAACGAAGAAGAGUUCAGAUUGAAUGAAUCGAGUGACAUUGAUAGAUCACCAGCUUCACCACUCAGACAUCUUCAACAGCAGCACAAUAAGAACAGAAGUAGUCAGAAGAGAAAAGGUGGACGAGUUAAUGGAAGAGAUGGAGUUCAUCAGCCACAGCAGCAACAUCAACAGCAAAAGAAGGAAGAGCAAGGACAAAUUAAGAAGGGUCAGCGACGAUUGACAAAAGAGAAAAGUGUUGAAGAGACACCAGAGAAGUCACAGAAAAGAGUUGUGUUGAAACAUCAUGAGAACGAAGCUGGAGACGCUGCCCACGCUCAGAUUAUCGAAUCUCCACAUCACGAGAAUGCGAGCUACGAGAAGAGCGAUUCGCCAGGAUUGGAUAGCCAGAAUAGCGAGGCUUCAUCUCAAGAUUCUGGAAGAGCAACUGGACCACUCGCAUCCCCACAUGAAGAUGGACUCACAACUGAAGAUGAUUUCCUUCCAAUGUAUGAAUUCGAGAUUCCAAAUAGUCUCGUUGGAUUAAUAAUUGGAGUGAAGGGAAAGACCAUCAAGGAGCUCAGUGUACGUACAAAUGUUCGUAUGCUAAUUCGCCAGCAUCAUGAGACAGACAAGGUCAAGACCCACCAAAUAUGUCAGGUCCGUGGAAAGAGAGACGAGAUCAAUCAUUGCCUCCAAAUGCUCCGUCGUCGUUUCCCACCAGCACGCUUCCCAGAACUCAAUCUUCAGCCAGUCGUUCCACCAGUAUUGCCAAACAGUAACUUCGACAUGCUGUCCACUCAGCCAACAUGGCUUACUCUUCCUGAGGACAUCAAGUGUGAAGUUGCCGUGUCGUCCAUCAUCUCGGCAUCUCACUUCUUCAUUCAACAACCAACACAUCCAUCGUUCGCUUCUUUGCGCCAUCUUGACAUGUACAUGGGAUCCUUGUAUGGAGAACAAUCAAAUCUUCCAGAACUGCCGAUUCCAUGCCAAAAUGGACUUCUAUGUGCUGCUCCAGUCGGAAAUGCUUGGUUCCGUGCGGUGACUGUUCAGUACUUUGAUGAGACGGACGAAGUAUUUGUGAAGUUUGUUGACUACGGAGGAUACUCGAAAAUGGCCCGACAAGACUUGAGACAAAUUCGCACGGAUUUGAUGUCUCUUCCAUUCCAAUCGACAGAAGUUAUGCUCGCACAUGUUCGGCCAGUUGAUGGAACAACGAACUGGAGUGAUGCCGCUAUGCAGAAGUUCAGAGCAAUGUGCAUUGGAAAAGUUAUCAAUUGUAAAAUGGUUGGACAGUCGCAUGAUACUCGUAUACCAAUGGUUGAGCUUUACAUGAUGUCCAAAGAUGGUAAAGACGCUCAGGAAGUUCGCUUCGAUCAAGUGCUCAUGAACUGUGGUCUUGCAAGAACCGCCGAUCCAUCAAAGAUGUCCCGUAUCACAGUUCCAGCGGCUCUCGACACAGAAUCUCGCAUGAAACGACCAUCAUUCUCGUCGCAAACUUCCCAAACCGCGGUUGUUUGCUAAAGUCGACUAUAUUUGUCCAUGCUUUGCCAAAUUGGUUGAGUGUGUGUUGCGAUCGAUGUUAAGAGGGUUGGGGGUUAACAAGUAUUUGGAAUUUUUUUUUUAGAAACGAUUCCUGUACCAAUUCUCUUUAACGUCGAUCUCAUCACUCAUUCUACCACCCCAACCAUCUCUACGAAGUAUCCAUUUUUCCAUUUCUCAUCAUCACAAUUUGCUUUUCUACCGUUUCCGACUGUUUCUUUUUAACCUGUAACACAAAAAGCAGUGCGUUUCAUUUUUAUUUGUCUCCUUGCUAACCUAUGUUUCUGAACCUAAUCAUUCAUUGUUGUAUGCAUUUCACGUAGUUUUACAUCCCAUCUUAAUCUAAAUAUUGCUUGGGUUCAGGCUGUAUACUCGCGAUAAUGCUCUCUUCUUUUUUUUUAAUUUCCCAAAGUCUGAGGUGGAGUACGGUAGUUUGUCUGUUUUCGAAGCCAAUAUUCCCAUCCUCUUUCCUAUCCUUCUUUCCUUUUUUUGGUAAUGUUAUUUUAUUUUCCCUCUAUUCCUUCCGUGGUGCCAAAAAUGGGCCAAAAUCAAAUAUCAAACCAUCACAAUAUAGUUGGCUGCUUUUUUCAUGCCUUUAAUCGUUAUAGAUAUCUUUCUAGGGUAGUUCACAAAAUGUGCCGUCGCUUUGCGCGUUUAUUCUUGUUUUCUUCUGUCUCUCCGUGCUCGUUUUUCAUCCUCGUCUCAUUUUUUAUAUCUCAAAAUACAUUCACAGAAUGAUUCCUUGUAUACAUGCACAGAAUGGCUGUUUUGUACCUACUGUUGUUUUCCCAAUCUGAACCGUUUUCGCAAUAGGCGACCCAUUAUUUUUUCUAUCAACUCGUUUUUAUUUUUGUUAGCUUCAUCAUCGUUUUUAUCCACUAUCUCCCAUGCCUCCUCUCCCCACAACAAACACAGAUCGUCUAGUAGCCUUUCUUCUCUCAUUUAGGUAAUUUCUUUUUAUUCUUUUUUGGUUUUGAGCCCCAUUUCCCUUUGAGCCCCGUCAGACCAUUUUACCAGGUUCUUCUACCUUUCAUAUCCCCUCAUCUCCACCUAUCACCCCCAUCUCUAUCCCAUUUUUUAUUUCUUUUUUUCUGUAAUUCCCCCUUCACUCGUUGUUGUUUUUAAGAAAACACACCCACGCCCUCUCAUUCAAUUAUUUUAUUCUUGUAAUUCUUAAAAUUACUUUACAUUAUGCGGAAAAUCAAUAAAAAGUAGAAAUUCU